Molecule: messenger RNA, 1552 nt
Organism: Tripterygium wilfordii
Lineage: Eukaryota; Viridiplantae; Streptophyta; Magnoliopsida; Celastrales; Celastraceae
Product: phosphatidylinositol transfer protein 3-like
Exons: 6
Coding region: 176-1261 (361 amino acids)
Molecular function (GO): phosphatidylinositol transfer activity
Source: RefSeq, a predicted model, not a curated record
GCAUGACUGGACUAUUUAUGCAAUCCACCUAAUUGUCUCUAUCUAGAACGGAAUACCCUUUCCUCCGUUGACCUAAAAUCAAUGGUGAACUUGUCAAGUAUCUGAUAAAGACUCCUCCUUUGCUGCUCUCUGUGGCUCCAAUUUCUCCAUCGAUCAGGAAGAUUUCUCUUUAGCUAUGAGUGCAGGUCUAAAAAAAUCUUCUUCAAAUGGAUGUGAGAAGCUUUUAACAUCCGAAGAGCAGCAGGCAAAGAUUAAUGAGGUGAGAAGGUUGAUAGGGCCAUUGCCAGAUAAGUUGGCGAUUUAUUGUUCCGAUGCAUCAAUCUCAAGAUACCUAAGAGCACGAAACUGGAAUAUAAAGAAGGCUACUAAGAUGCUGAAAGGAACUUUGAAAUGGAGGGCAGAGUACAAACCGGAAGAAAUUCGCUGGGAGGAGAUUGCUUGUGAAGGAGAGACUGGGAAGAUUUGCCGAACAAAUUUUAUCGACAAGCAUGGGAGAACAGUUCUUGUGAUGAGACCUAGCUGCCAGAACACAAAGUCGACAAAAGGUCAAAUUAGGUAUUUGGUGUACUGCAUGGAGAAUGCUAUUUUAAACUUACCGGCUGAACAAGAGCAGAUGGUUUGGCUGAUCGAUUUCCAUGGCUUCAAUCUUUCCCAUAUUUCGGUUAAGGUGACAAAGGAAACAGCCCAUGUCCUACAAGACCAUUAUCCAGAACGCCUGGGUGUUGCAAUACUCUACAAUCCACCCAAGUUUUUUGAACCAUUCUAUACAUUGGUUAAGCCCUUCCUGGAGCCCAAGACUUACAAUAAAGUCAAGUUUGUUUACGCUGAUGACCUCAACACCAUGAAAAUAAUGGAGGAUCUAUUCAAUAUAGACCAGCUUGAGUCCGCAUUUGGUGGAAAAGAUACUUCAGGAUUUGACUUCAAUAAAUAUGCGGAGAGGAUGAGGGAAGAUGACAAGAGGAUGCCAUCCUUGUGGUCAAGCCAGUCUCUUCCCCUGGCAAUUCCACAACCUACACUGACAUCUAUUACCGCGUCAAAGCCGGUCAACUUAGACUCAGAUUCUAUUACUGCAUCAAAGCCGGUCAACUUAGACUCAGAUUCUGAUGCUUCUGAUGAUAAUAAACUAGAUGGUUCCAAUUCUCAUGGAAUAUAUGCAAAAGUUGUUUCCUCAGAUAACGAUUCUUCGCCUGCUGAUGGUGGGCAUAAUGGACCCAGUAACAUACAUCAGGAUGAAAUUGUCUCCCUUGAUGGCAAAGCUUAAGCAUUGUUUUUGGUUCAAGGUAUGGUGCUCAGUAGCCUCAAUGUAGCCCUGCUAACUAAUUAACUAUGUCAAUUCAUAUACAACAUUGAUUCUUAUCAUGUUGAAUGUUUAGCCGCAUUGAUCUUCAAGGAGGAUUUUUCCUUCUAGAGUUACUCAAAUGGACUUCACAGUUGUCGUUACAAUGUGUCUCUCUAUAACUAUAUACUUUGUGCCCGCGCCUGCCUGUGCGGUCAUAUUUAUGUCUUAUUAUUCCCCCUUUUUUUCAUGAAAUGCCCUUUGUUCUGAGAUAAA